Molecule: messenger RNA, 8551 nt
Organism: Pleuronectes platessa (European plaice)
Lineage: Eukaryota; Metazoa; Chordata; Actinopteri; Pleuronectiformes; Pleuronectidae
Molecular function (GO): protein binding
Source: RefSeq, a predicted model, not a curated record
UGCAUAAUUUCGUUAACUGCCUUCCUGCCCUUUGUGCUGCCCUGCCUUCGACCAGUUUCACCAGUGGUACUUCUAAGGUUUUCUCAGUUCUGUCUUGUCAUUUCUUCAGCGUUCUGAGGUCGAUCAAACUGAAACUCCAGCUGGUCCGCCUCUUUCAGUAAGAGACAGCAUCGUGGCAGUGGAACCUGCAUUAAAACAACAGAUGUGUGAAUACCAUUGGAUGAUGGAAGUGUAUCUUCACCUGUAGUGGAACUGAAAGACUUGUACUUCUACAAGUUGCUGGCUCAAACCAGCAGCUACCAAGGGAAUGGCAAGGAUCCAAUCACCUGAGAAGUCUCCUGACAGAGAAGGACCAGUAUCUCCUGAACCCAGUCAUGUUUCUGUGAGAAGUGACAGCUCCAUGGGCAAACCUAUCAACUUCAAUGACGCACAACAAAGGUCUCCUGACAGAGAAGGACCAGUAUCUCCUGAACCCAGUCAUGUUUCUGUGAGAAGUGACAGCUCCAUGGGCAAACCUAUCAACUUCAAUGACGCACAACAAAGGUCUCCUGACAGAGAAGGACCAGUAUCUCCUGAACCCAGUCAUGUUUCUGUGAGAAGUGACAGCUCCAUGGGCAAACCUAUCAACUUCAAUGACGCACAACAAAGGUCUCCUGACAGAGAAGGACCAGUAUCUCCUGAACCCAGUCAUGUUUCUGUGAGAAGUGACAGCUCCAUGGGCAAACCUAUCAACUUCAAUGACGCACAACAAAGGUCUCCUGACAGAGAAGGACCAGUAUCUCCUGAACCCAGUCAUGUUUCUGUGAGAAGUGACAGCUCCAUGGGCAAACCUAUCAACUUCAAUGACGCACAACAAAGGUCUCCUGACAGAGAAGGACCAGUAUCUCCUGAACCCAGUCAUGGUUCUGUGAGAAGUGACAGCUCCAUGGGCAAACUUAGCGACUUCAGUGACAACCAACAAAGGUUUCCUGAUGAAGAAAGAUCAGUCUCUCCUGAAUCCGGCGAUGCUUCUGUGAAAAGUGACUCACAACAAAGCAAACUCCAGCCACAGACACUGAAAGAGAUAGGCAACCGAUCUCACGAUAACCCACUCGACUUCGACAGAGCUUCAGAGAAAGAUGCCAAACAUGAACUCAGAGAUCACCUGAAGAAGAGAAUUCUCCAAGAUUAUAAAGAUCAGAGUCAAAAAGAGAUUGACACAGAACUCUUUGUGAUAAAAGCUGACAAAAGCAAGAAAGACAAACCACAAGUUCUAAAAAAUUACAAUGAAAUAUUUAAACCAUCAAAGGAAAAUACAACAGGAACAGUUCUAAUGAAGGGUGUUCCUGGUAUAGGCAAAACAUUUCAAAAAGGGAGGUUAAUGGUUGAUUGGGCAAAAGGACACUCCAACAAAGACAUAGACUUGAUUGUGUCAUUUAAUUUCAAUCAGCUAAAUUUACAAAGCGACAAAAUUCAAAGCAUGGAAGAUCUGCUUAAUAGUCUCUUCAGUGGUUUCAAACCACGACAAGUUCCCACCUAUGACAAGUAUAAAAUAGCUUUUAUCCUUGACGGCCUGGAAGAAUGUAAACUUGAUCUUGACUUUGAAAAAGACAAGAGCCUGACUGACAUAACAGAGCAAGCCUCAAUGGAUGUGCUGCUCAAAAGCCUCAUCAAGGGGACGUUGCUUCCCUCUGCUCGACUGUGGAUCAUCUCUCAACCUUCAGGAGUCGACAAGAUUCCCUCUCAAUAUAUUCAGAAAGUGACAGAAUGUCGAGAGACCUUGAAGCGCCGACAGCAGCUGGUAUCAAACCUGAAGAAAAGACUUUGUCGAGAAUACUCUCAAAAUGAAGACAAAACUCAUCGUAACCAGAAAUACACUGAACACAUUAUUGAGGAAAAAUGUGUUGGUGACGCCAAUGAUGAAGAGAAAAAUGGAAAGCAAAAAUCUUUCAAAAAAGUGAAUGAAACAUCUGAAAUCUUCAAAUGUAAAAAAGGACAGAUAAUAAGAACUCUGCUUACUAUUGGAGAACCUGAUGUUGGAAAAACCUUCCACGUAAAGAAGUUCAUUAAAAAAUGGGCAGAAAAUAAUGAUAAAACAUUAUUUUCCACUUCGUCUUGGACCCGUUUCUUCAAAGGGAAGGAUGAUGAAGAACUUAUAUUUCCAGUGGACGUCUUAAAACUUAAUCGGAUAAAAGAGGAAAAAAUCAGCUUGGUGGGACUUCUUAAUCAUUUAUUCGAGGAGACCAAAGAAUCUGUCAUAUCUAACUAUGAAAAUGUCAAAGUUUUAUUUGUCUUGGAUGGACUGGACCGUUAUCAACGACCUCUUGACUUCGACCACAGUGACAUUUUGAAAGAUGUCCUACAGCCAGCCUCAGUGGAUGUGCUACUGACAAACCUCCUCCAAGGAAACCUGCUUCCUUCUGCAAAGCUCUGGAUAACCUCCAGAUCUUGCUCCCUGCCUGAUGAGUCAUAUGACAGGAUGACAGAAAUACGAGAGAAAGAUGCCAAGGAGGAACUCCGAGAUAACCUGAAGAAGAGAAUUCUAAAAGAUUAUAAAGAUCAGAGUCAAAAAAAUAUUGACACAGAACUCUUUGUGAUAAAAGCUGAUGAAAGCAAGAAAGACGAACCGCAACUUCUAAAAAAUUACAAUGAAAUAUUUGAUCCUUCGAAUAAAGACAGAACGCGAACAGUUCUAAUGAAGGGUGUUCCUGGUAUCGGCAAAACAUUUCAAAAAGAGACGUUAAUGGUUGAUUGGGCAAAAGGGAACUCCAACAAAGACAUAGACUUGAUUGUGUCAUUUAAUUUCAAUCAGCUAAAUUCAAGAAGAAGCGAAACUCUAAGCAUGGAAUAUCUGCUUAAGAGUUUCUUCAGUGAUAUUAAACCACGAAAAGUUCCCACCUAUGACAAGUAUAAAAUAGCUUUUAUCCUUGACGGCCUGGAAGAAUGUAAAUUUGAUCUUGACUUUGAAAAAGACAAGGACCUGACUGACAUAACAGAGCAAGCCUCAAUGGAUGUGCUGCUCAAAAGCCUCAUCAAGGGGACGUUGCUUCCCUCUGCUCGACUGUGGAUCAUCUCUCAACCUUCAGGAGUCGACAAGAUUCCCUCUCAAUAUAUUCAGAAAGUGACAGAAUGUCGAGAGACCUUGAAGCGCCGACAGCAGCUGGUAUCAAGCCUGAAGAAAAGACUUUGUGGAGAAUACUCUCAAAAUGAAGACAGAACUCAUCCUAACCAGAAAAACACUGAACACAUUAUUAGAGAAAAAUGUGAUGGUGACGCCAAUGAUGAAGAGAAAAAUGGAAAGCAAAAAUCAUUCAAAAAAGUGAAUGAGACAUCUGAAAUCUUCAAAUGUGAAAAAGGAAAGGAGAUAAGAACUGUCCUUACUAUUGGAGAAACUGAAGUUGGAAAAACCUUCCAUGUAAAGAAGUUCAUUAAAAUAUGGGCAGAAAAUAAGAAAUCACGUUUCAAUUGGUUAUGGACCACUAUUGGCAGAGCAAAGGAUGAUGAAGAACUUAUAUUUCCACUGGACGUCUUAAAACUUAAUGGGAUAAAAGACGAAAAAGUCAGCUUGGUGGGACUUCUUAAUCAUUUAUUCAAGGAGACCAAAGAAUCUGUCAUAUCUAACUAUGAAAAUGUCAAAGUUUUAUUUGUCUUGGAUGGACUGGACCGUUAUCAACGACCUCUUGACUUCAACCACAGUGACAUUUUGACAGAUGUCCUACAGCCAGCCUCAGUGGAUGUGCUACUGACAAACCUCAUCCAAGGAAACCUGCUUCCUUCUGCAAAGCUCUGGAUAACCUCCAGAUCUUGCUCCCUGCCUGAUGAGUCAUAUGACAGGAUGACAGAAAUACGAGAGAAAGAUGCCAAGGAGGAACUCCAAGAUAACCUGAAGAAAAGAAUUCUCAAAGAUUAUAAAGAUCAGAAUCAAAAAGUGAUUGACACAGAACUCUUUGUGAUAAAAGCUGUCGAAAGCAAGAUAGACAAACCACAACUUCUAAAAAGUUACAAUGAAAUAUUUGAAGCUUCGAAGAAAAACACAACACGAACAGUUCUAAUGAAGGGUGUUCCUGGUAUUGGCAAAACAUUUCAAAAAGGGAAGUUAAUGGUUGAUUGGGCAAAAGGAAACUCCAACAAAGACAUGGACUUGAUUUUGUCAUUUAAUUUCCAUCUGUUAAAUUCAAGAAUAGGUAGAUCUCUAAGCAUGGAGGAUCUGCUUAAUAGUUUCUUCCGUGAUAUUAAACCACGAAGAGUUCCCACCUAUGACAAGUAUAAAAUAGCUUUUAUCCUUGAGGGCCUAGAAGAUUGUAAACUUGAUCUUGACUUUGAAAAAGACAAGGACCUGACUGACAUAACAAAGCAAGCCUCAAUGGAUGUGCUACUCAAAAGCCUCAUCAAGGGGACGCUGCUUCCCUCUGCUCGACUGUGGAUCAUCUCUCAACCUUCAGGAGUCGACAAGAUUCCCUCUCAAUAUAUUCAGAAAGUGACAGAAUGUCGAGAGACCUUGAAGCGCCGACAGCAGCUGGUAUCAAGCCUGAAGAAAAGACUUUGUGGAGAAUACUUUCAAAAUGAAGACAGAACUCAUCCUAACCAGAAAAACACUGAACACAUUAUUAGAGAAAAAUGUGAUGGUGACGCCAAUGAUGAAGAGAAAAAUAGAAAGCUAAAAUCAUUCAAAAAAGUGAAUGAGACAUCUGAGAUCUUCAAAUGUGAAGAAGGAAAGGAGAUAAGAACUCUGCUUACUAUUGGAGAAACUGAUGUUGGAAAAACCUUCCACGUAAAGAAGUUCAUUCAAAUAUGGGCAGAAAAUAAGAAAGCACGUUUCAAUUGGUUAUGGACCACUAUUGGCAGAGCAAAGGAUGAUGAAGAACUUAUAUUUCCACUGGACGUCUUAAAACUUAAUGGGAUAAAAGACGAAAAAGUCAGCUUGGUGGGACUUCUUAAUCAUUUAUUCAAGGAGACCAAAGAAUCUGUCAUAUCUAACUAUGAAAAUGUCAAAGUUUUAUUUGUCUUGGAUGGACUGGACCGUUAUCAACGACGUCUUGACUUCAACCACAGUGACAUUUUGACAGAUGUCCUACAGCCAGCCUCAGUGGAUGUGCUACUGACAAACCUCAUCCAAGGAAACCUGCUUCCUUCCGCCCAGCUCUGGAUAACCUCCAGAUCUUGCUCCCUGCCUAAUGAGUCAUAUGACAGGAUGACAGAAAUACGAGAGAAGCCUGAUGUCACAAGUCAAAAGAAAGUCAAAUCUCAGCUGAAGGAGCAAUUCACCUGGGUGUCUGAGGGGAUUGAUCAGGACAAAACCUCUGCUCUUCUGAAUGAUGUCUUCACAAAUAUCUUCAUCAUAGAGGGACAGAGGGGAGACGUCAAUGCUCAGCAUGAGGUCAGACAGACUCAGGAGGCAAAAUUCAAACCAGUAACAGAAGAAAAGCCCAUUAGUUAUCAUGACAUCUUCAAACCUGGAUGUGAAAAUAUACCAAUUAGAACUGUGCUAACCAUCGGAGUGGCAGGCAUUGGAAAAUCUUUUGCAUCAAUGAAGUACAUGCUGGACUGGGCUGAGGGUCAAGCCAAUACACACAUACACUAUAUAUUUCCUCUUCCAUUCCGGGAGUUGAAUUUGCAAAAAGACAGAGUGCAGAGUUUCGAAGAACUUCUUCAUCAGUUCUUCCCUGCUAUGAAGGAAUCAGAAAUAAGCAACUAUGACAAGUACAAAGUGCUGUUUGUCCUGGAUGGCUUCGAUGAAUGUCGCCUUGACCUAGACUUCAGUCAAAAUAUGGAUUUGACUGAUGUGAAAAAGAAAACCUCCGUGAAUGUUCUGCUUGCAAACCUUAUCAAAGGAAACUUGCUUUCUGCAGCUCAAAUUUGGAUCACCUCCCGACCUGCAGCAUCCAGUAAUAUCCCUGCUGAUAAAGUUGACCGGGUUACUGAGGUGCGAGGAUUCAAUGAUGACCAGAAGGAGGAGUACUUCAGGAAGAGAUUCAGUGAUACGGAUCUGCUUAUGCAAAUCUUGUCACAUGUCAGGGAAUCAAGGAGCAUUCAUAUCAUGUGUCACAUCCCAGUCUUCUGUUGGAUCACUUCAAAAGUUCUGGAGGACUUUGUGAUUCGAAAGCAAGAAGAGGGCAUGCCCAAGACGCUGACUGACAUGUAUCUUUGCUUUCUUUUGCUGCAAUGCAGACAGGCUAAUGUGAAAUAUGGUGAUGAGGAGACAAGUGGGAGUUCUGAAACAGAUUCAUGCUGGAAUACAAGGAACAAAGACACAAUCCAAUCUUUGGGAAAACUGGCCUUCGAGGAGCUGGAGAAAGGAAACCUUCUCUUCACUGAAGAAAACCUGACAGAAUGUGGUAUUGACAUAGAAAAAACUGCAGUGUUCUCUGGAUUAUUUACUCGGGUUACACGAGAAGGUUGUGGACAGUACCAGAAUAAUUUUUUCUGUUUUGUCCAUUUGAGCAUUCAAGAGUUUCUGGCAGCUUUUUUUGUGUUUCAUGAGUUCAAUAACAAAGGAGAAAAUCUGCUCUCAAAACCCACCUCAGUGGUUGCAGACUUGUCUGCAUCGGACUUCUACAAGAAAGCUGUGGACAAGGCUCUAGAUAGUGAGAAAGGAGACUGGGAUCUGUUCCUUCGCUUCCUGCUUGGUCUCUCUCUGGAAACAAAUCAAAGUUUACUGAAAGACCUUCUGAAAAAGACGGAACAUAACACAAAGACCAACAAGGAGACAAUUGACUACAUCAAAGGCAAAAUUAGUGAAGAGAUCCAGGAUUCGGAUAAAAACCUCAAUCUUUUCCACUGUUUGAAUGAGCUGAAUGACCAGUCCCUUGUUAAAGAAGUGAAAAAGAAGAUGCUGUCAGAGAAGAAGGCAUUUGAAAAUUUCUCUGCCUCCGAGUGGUCAGCUCUGACUUUUGUGCUGCUUAUGUCCGAUGUGAACCUUGAUGUGUUCGAUCUGAAAAAGUACUUGAAAUCAGAAAAAGUUUUUCUGGAUGUGGUCAAAGUCUCCAAAACCAGCUUGCUGAGUUGGUGCAAGCUCUCUGAGGAGUCCUGUAAAGGUCUAACAUCCUCAGUCCUCACUUCCACGUCCUCUAAUCUCAUAGAGCUGGACCUGAGUCAUAAUGACCUGCUGGAUUCAGGAGUGAAGCUACUUGCUAAUGGCCUAAAGAAUUUACAAUGUAAAGUAGAGAGUCUCAAGCUGUCGGGUUGUCAGGUGACAGAGGAAGGCUGCUUUGCCCUCGCCUCAGCUCUGGAUUCCAAUCCAGUUUCCCCCCUGAAAGAGCUGGAUCUCAGUUACAACCAUCCAGGAGACAGUGGGUCGAAGAGGCUCACUGCCAUAGUGGACGAUCCAAAAAAGAAACUGAAGACAUUGUGUUUGGACCAUGGUGGAGCACAUCGGUUGAAGCCGGGAUUGAAGAAAUAUGCUGUAGAUUUGAAGUUUGAUGAAAACACAGCCAGCAGGCGACUUGUUUUUUCUGAAUCAAACAGGAAAGUAGGAACUGUAAAGACAGUUAAUGAGAAAGUUUCACGACCUGCAAAUGAUCAGAGGUUUAGGAGGUCUCAGGUGUCUGUUGAGGAGGGCUUGAAAGGCCUUUGCUACUGGGAGGUGGAGUGGAGGGGGGAAGUUGGCAUCUCAGUGGCAUAUGGAGAAGUGUCUAGAAAAUGGGACAGCAGCGGUGGCCUAGGAUGCAACAAGAUGUCCUGGAGUCUUUGCUGCUCAAAGGCUGGGUACAAAGCCUUACAUGGGAAAGAAUACACACUUAAAAAGUUGUCCUGUUGCCAAAAAAUAGCAGUGUUUCUGGAUUGGGAGGGCGGCAGGGUGAGUUAUUACAGUGUGACAUCAGAAGAGUUGAGCCUUAUACACACCUUCUCUGCCAAGUUCACACAACCACUCUUCCCCAGCUUCUGGUUCAAGAAGGGCUCUGUGACUUUGUGUGAGAUCGACUGAAGGACUCGGUGGUGGGAGGAGCUGAGGACCUGAUGCCCUGCUGAGCAUUUAGUGUUGUAAAAGCACAAGUGCAUCAUUUCAGUUCUUCAACAAUAAUAUGUCACGCUGUUCUUGUUCAGUUGUUCAUAGUAAAAGUCAAUAUUAUCAGAGUAAACGAAGAAAUGAAGUUAGAUGACACUGACAGCUUUUUUUUCCCAACUGGUUUCAUGCAAACUUUUACAUUGUUACAUUUCACGUUUACUUAUACUGAUCAUUGUGUUUACAAUUUUUUUUUUUUUUUGUGAUACGUCAUAGGGCAGCUAUUCAAAACGAAGUGUCUAUGGGUGGUUAUUUUGUGAGUAGCUACAAAUUGUAAAAAUAAACAUGCAGGAGCCGAUUUCACUUUUUAUGCUCCACAGAUCUGGAAUAAAUCAGAGCUGCCUCUACAAAUCUACUGUAUUUGAUUGUCUGUUUUGUUUCCACCAUUUUAUAAAUGCUCUGUGUUUUAUGGGACUUGUAUGUUGAUAUAAAGCACUUUGAAUUUCCGUUGUGCUAGCUUAAUAAUAAUGAAUUUGCCUCACAUAAUGUAUUAGUUGAUAUUUUAACAUGAAUCUGCAAAAUAACUAUUAACUAAAGUUAGAAGGAGUAAAAAAAAAAAAAAAUUGCCCC